GCUGGUGGGAGGGGUUACACGGCCUGUCCCGUGCCGGAUGACACACACACAAACAUAUGCACAGAGCAGGUCUCUGGGACAUCAGACGAUUUAUGCCGCGGCCAUAACUAAAGCAGAUAAGGAAGAAGAGGACACUGUACGGGCAGAUGAUGUUUAUUAGCUCUGCUCUCAUUCUCCUUGAUGGGAAGCACCAGUGGCCUGUGGGUGAGCCAUGACACAUCCUCUUGGGUCUGGAGGAGAGAGUCACCUUGUUGCUGCUGUUGCUGCUGCUUCUCUCUGCGGAGGAUUGUGAGGCGCUGCUGAUACCGGAUCAGCAGGGGAGAUUAGGGGAAUCAUCUGUGCGGAUCUGAAAGGGUUUCAUGAAGGGAGGAGCUCCAAAUCCUGUAUCUGACACGUGUUUAUUUUGGACUAAGGACCUCAGCUGUUUACCUCUGACUGAAUGAAUGAGCACGGGCAGGGACAUCUGACCAGCACACGCUUCUAAGCCAAGGAAGGGCCUGAGAGGCUGAGGGGGAGCAGCCAAGAUGAGAAGCAGGAGCAAUUCAGGGGUUAGACUUGAUGGCUAUGCCAGGCUUAUUCAGCAGACCAUACUUUGUCACCAGCACCCAGUCACGGGCCUUCUUCCUGCUAGCAAAGAACAGAAAGAUGCCUGGGUUCGAGACAACGUGUACAGUAUUCUGGCGGUCUGGGGGUUGGGAAUGGCGUAUCGCAAAAAUGCUGAUCGGGAUGAGGACAAAGCCAAGGCGUAUGAACUAGAGCAGAGUGUUGUAAAGCUGAUGAGAGGAAUUUUGCAUUGCAUGAUAAGACAGGUGGAUAAAGUCGAGAAAUUCAAACACACGCAGAGUACAAAAGAUUGUCUGCAUGCCAAGUACAACACAGCAACUUGCAGUACUAUAGUUGGUGACGACCAGUGGGGGCAUCUGCAAGUAGACGCCACCUCCCUAUUCCUUUUGUGCUUGGCACAAAUGACUGCUGCAGGCUUACACAUUGUGUUUACACUGGAUGAAGUUUCCUUUAUACAGAAUCUUGUUUUUUACAUUGAAGCUGCUUAUAAAGUUGCUGAUUAUGGAAUGUGGGAGCGAGGAGACAAGACAAAUCAAGGGAUUCCUGAACUAAAUGCAAGCUCUGUGGGGAUGGCAAAAGCUGCUCUGGAAGCCAUAGAUGAACUUGACCUGUUUGGAGCUCAUGGGGGACCCAGAUCUGUGAUUCAUGUUUUACCUGAUGAUGUAGAACACUGUCAGUCAAUCCUUUAUUCAAUGUUGCCACGGGCUUCCACCUCCAAGGAAAUUGAUGCUGGCCUCCUCUCCAUCAUUUCAUAUCCAGCUUUUGCUGUUGAGGACAUAACCCUGGUUAAUGCGACCAAAAAUGAAAUAAUCACCAAGCUCCAGGGGAGAUAUGGCUGCUGUCGUUUUCUCAGAGAUGGCUUUAAAACACCAAGAGAGGACCCCAACAGAUUACACUAUGACUCCACUGAACUCAAACUCUUUGAGAAUAUCGAAUGUGAAUGGCCUCUGUUCUGGACAUAUCUACUUCUUGAUGGAAUCUUUAAUGGGGAUCAAGUUCAGAUGCAAGAAUAUCGGGAAGCUCUGGAGGGAAUUCUUAUAAGAGGAAAGAAUGGAAUUCAUCUUGUGCCAGAACUUUAUGCUGUUCCUUCUGACAAGAUAGAAGAAGAGUACCACAAUCCUCAUACAGUUGACCGCAGACCUUUGGGGAAGACACCUCACCUAUGGGGACAAUCACUGUAUAUACUGGGCUCUCUUUUAGCUGAGGGAUUUCUAGCUCCAGGAGAAGUAGAUCCUUUGAACAGAAGAUUCUCUACAGUUUUUAAACCUGAUGUUGUUGUGCAAGUUUCAGUUCUAGCAGAGUCUAAGCAAAUUAAGAAAAUGCUUAAAAACCAUGAUAUUGAAAUUCAGAGCUUUAGCGAUAUCCGACCAAUCAGAGUGCAGCCAGCUCGGAUUUUGAGUCAUCUGUAUGCCAAACUUGGUUAUAAUAAAGCCAUGAAGCUUAGUGGCCGGCCAUACCGUCACAUAGGUGUUUUAGGGACAUCUAAAUUGUACAUGAUCAGGAACCAGAUCUUUACAUUUACACCCCAGUUUACAGAUCAGCACCACUUCUAUCUAGCUCUAGACAGCAGAAUGAUUGUUGAGAUGCUCAGAACUGAACUGGCCUAUUUGACUUCCUGCUGGAGGAUGACUGGGAGACCAACUCUGACCUUUCCUAUUACUCAUUCUAUGCUCAAUGAAGAUGGCUCUGAUAUCGAUCCUGCUAUUCUUUCUACAAUUAGAAAAAUGGAAGAUGGAUAUUUUGGUGGAGCAAGGGUUAAGCUGGGGAAGUUAUCAGACUUCCUUACUACAUCUUUCUACACUCAUCUAAGCUUCCUGGAUUCUGACUGUGACGUAAAGCUUUUUGAUGAUCUAGAUAAGGAAUGUUACAGUCCAAUCAACGACUAUGAAGUAGAAUUAUUUCCAACCAAUGAGUGCGAGAAUGAGGAAAUUCAGGAUGAGCUUGAUCAGUAUAUCAAUCAACUGCAGCAAAGCAUGGCAUCGACAUCUUACCUACCUCCAACUUCCAGUCAAUCAGACACAUACCAUGCCUUCAGCACACUCCAUUCCACCCGGGAUAUUCUCUCUUUAAUGGCUAAAUCGAAAGGCCUGGAUGUACCAAAUUCCUCCUUAUUUCUUCCUGCUAAAAAUUUAAGUGCUCACCGGAGAUCUUUAAAUCUGUUAGAGGUUCCACAACCACACAAACACCAGAAUCAUGAAACAGAAUUAAAUCUACCAAAAGAUGCCCGCGGGGAUGUUGAUUGCCACAAGCUGUUGGAUAAACUCAAGGAAUGUCCAACUCUUCAAGACCAAGCAGAUAUACUGUAUAUACUGUGUGUGAUAAAAGGAUUGGACUGGGAUACAGGUUUGAAUGGACAGUGUGGCGUGACUAUACAUUUGCUGCUAAAUGAGCUGUAUAGUAAAGCAGGUCUCAAUCGGGAAUGGGGUCUGAUCCGUUACAUCUCUGGCCUUCUGAAGAAGAGAGUGGAGGUCCUUGCUGAGGCUUGCACUGAUAUCUUGUCACACCAUAAGCAGCUUACUGUAGGCCUGCCCCCUGAACCCAGAGAGAAAACCAUCACAGAUCCCCUUCCUCCAGAACAGCUGGCAGCCCUGAUUUAUGAAGCCAGUGGACAAGAUAUUAGUAUUGCUGUACUCACACAGGAGAUAAUGCUUUAUCUGGCUAUGUAUGUCAGAUCUCAGCCAAGUCUCUUUGGAGAAAUGCUGAGGCUGCGGAUUGGACUCAUAAUGCAAGUGAUGGCAACAGAACUCGCACGCAGCUUAAACUGCUCUGGUGAAGAAGCAUCUGAAAGUUUAAUGAGCCUGAGCCCUUUCGAUAUGAAGAGCCUUCUUCACCAUAUCCUGAGUGGCAAAGAGUUUGGCGUUGAACGAAGUAUGCGUCCGAUUGAGUCAUCAGCCACCAGCCCUGCUAUUUCUAUCCACGAAAUGGGACACACAGGAGCAACAAAAACAGAGAGGAGCGGCAUCAGCAAGCUUAGGAAUGAAAUGAAACAAAUGGAUAGGAGGUUUAGCCAAGAUGAUCAGUUCAUGUUUGGCCAUUCUGUCGCGAGCAGCAUCCAUUCCUCAAGGUCUACGAGGUGCAGCAGCCCUUCUUCUCCCACUGGUACACUCUCCCCUACAGGGUUUGCUGGACCCCUCCUUGUUUUUGAUGACCACCAAGGUCAGUGGUUGAGAAGAAGAAGGCUUGAUGGGGCUAUAAACCGCGUACCAGUCGGAUUCUACCAGAGAGUAUGGAACGUUCUGCAAAAGUGCCAUGGUUUAUCAAUUGAUGGGUAUGUUCUUCCUUCCUCGAGCACACGAGAGAUGACUGCUUGUGAGAUCAAGUUUGCUGUCCAAGUGGAAUCUGUUCUAAAUCAUGUGCCCCAGCCUGAAUACAGGCAGCUGCUGGUGGAAGCUAUAAAUGUGCUCACCUUGGUGUCUGACUUGGAAAUGGAUAACAUUGGUAGCAUUAUCUACGUGGACCGCAUUGUGCACUUGGCCAAUGACCUCUUCCUUCAGGACCAGAAAGCCCUUGGAGCUGCCGAUUUCUACCUUGACCAGGAUCAGGCUACAGGAAUCUGCAACUUCUUCUAUGACAGUGCACCAAGUGGAGCCUACGGUACAAUGACGUACCUAACCAAAGCUGUGGCCAUCUCCUUACAGGAUUUUCUACCUAAUACUAGUUGUGCAAUGCAGUAGCAAAUCAUAGCCUAGUGUGGCUUGUAUUUUAUUUAUUUUACUUUAUGAUAUAUGUUAUUUAUGUAAUAUAUGUGUUUUUAAAAAAAGAACUAAGUCAUUAAGGUAACAUUCAGGAGAAAAUGUGAGACUCAAAAUGUUGUUGUUCUAAAAUAAGAGGAACUCUUUUUUUCCUUAAAGUGUGUAUAAGAUGGAUGAAUGGAUAUACUGAUAUAAAUGUCUUAUAUUAUUAUUAUUUUUAUUAUUUAAGUAGAUCUACCAAAAAUAUUAGUAUAACUAGCAAAAUCCACAAAAAAUAUUACAGUUUAAUUAUAUUACAGGUCAGUUGUAAUGAGACUAUGGUCAGUAAAGCAAAUUCUCUUCAGUUAAACCAGUGAAAGCAACAGUAGGCCUUUUUAUUAAUAGGAAUAGUUAACAAUGCUUCUCUUCUCGUUUCCAUUUUUUUUUGUGCAGGUUAAAGCGGCGAAAUCAUUGUUUAUAUUGAUUGUCUUUUAAUUUAAAAAUAUUGAGAAACAUAUAUUAGUGCAUGCUUUAUUGCCCAGGAAACCUUAUUUAUCUGGAUAUUGUGUUUAUUUA
Messenger RNA from Xenopus laevis (African clawed frog), 4811 nucleotides. It is a transcript of the gene phka2.S, whose product is annotated as phosphorylase b kinase regulatory subunit alpha, liver isoform. The transcript is spliced from 34 exons. The coding region runs from base 525 to 4238 and encodes 1237 amino acids. The record is from RefSeq and is a predicted model, not a curated record. Gene Ontology annotation, biological process: carbohydrate metabolic process; glycogen metabolic process. Gene Ontology annotation, cellular component: cytoplasm; plasma membrane; phosphorylase kinase complex. Gene Ontology annotation, molecular function: calmodulin binding. Lineage: Eukaryota; Metazoa; Chordata; Amphibia; Anura; Pipidae.